AUGCGUAUUCCAAAUGAUAUAGAAAGUUCAACUCCUACUAAUAUUUUACAAUAUACAAAAAAGACAUAUGAACAGUUAUAUAAAUCUAAUAGCAUAAAUAUAGAGGCGAUGGCAGAGUUUACAUCUAAUAUUCAGUCUGAAUCAGAAGAACAAAACAUGAACCUGCCAUGGAACAAAAAUAAUCUUACUUUAGCAGGCACUACGGGAGAUAAUUUCUCAGUCAAAGGUAUGACCAAGUUCUUAAAGGAGACAGCUCUUCUCAAUAUUGAAAACCGAAGUCAACUAAUAAAUGAUUCAACAAGAAACAGCUGGAAUUGGAUAAAGAGUAGGGGAUUCCAAAUGUUAAGGAAAAUAUAUACUGGCGCUUGCAGCAUAAAGCCCUUCCCCUGGGCUAUAGGAUUAAACACUUUGACCUCAGAGAAACAGGAGAAUGUAUAA
This is a messenger RNA of Dentiscutata erythropus, 438 nucleotides long. Lineage: Eukaryota; Fungi; Glomeromycota; Glomeromycetes; Diversisporales; Gigasporaceae. The record is from the annotation of a GenBank genome assembly.